Molecule: messenger RNA, 834 nt
Organism: Acanthamoeba castellanii str. Neff
Lineage: Eukaryota; Discosea; Longamoebia; Acanthamoebidae
Product: exonuclease
Exons: 4
Coding region: 1-834 (277 amino acids)
Biological process (GO): exonucleolytic trimming to generate mature 3'-end of 5.8S rRNA from tricistronic rRNA transcript (SSU-rRNA, 5.8S rRNA, LSU-rRNA)
Molecular function (GO): 3'-5'-RNA exonuclease activity; nucleic acid binding
Source: RefSeq, a predicted model, not a curated record
AUGGAAGGGCAGCGGAGGGUGUACAAGUGCCGCAAGUGCGGCCAACCGAAGAAGGGCCACGUGUGCACCUACGACGAAAGCACGUCUUCAGUGGCGGAGGCGGAGCCACCAUCGACAAAGGCGAAAGCACAUAAAUCAAAUCUGCUGCAGGAAAAUCCACAAGAGGAGGACAAGGACUUGCCCCUCUACUUUGUCGUGCUGGACCUGGAGGCCACUUGCGACGAAGACUGGAACCGCAACUUCUACCCCCAGGAGAUCAUCGAGUUCUCGGCAGUGCUGUGGAGCACGGCCACGCACGAAGUGGAGGACACGUUCCAGGUGUACGUCAAGCCCUUGGUGCACCCCGUGCUCACGCCCUUCUGCCACCACCUCACCGGCAUCCACCAAGAGUGGGUCGACAACGGCGCCUCGCUGCAGGAGUGUCUGCAGAUGUUCCACGAGUGGCUCGAGCGACACGACCUGCUGCUGGCGCCACGCCCCACCAGCACGAUGCCGGCCUCCACUUCAAUAACGACUACUUCCUCGGCCUUCUGGCUGGCGACGUGGAGCGACUGGGACCUGGGCACCAUGCUCGAAGCCCAGUGCAUCCGCACGUGCCUGGACAAGGAGCCCUACUUCAACCAAUGGGUCGACCUGAAGCAGCUCUACAUGCGCUACUACUCCAAGAAGUUCAGAGUGAAGCUGUCGGAGGCGGUGGCCAGCCUGGGGCUCGGCUGGGAGGGGGCGGAGCACUGUGCGCUGGACGACUGUCGCAACACGAGCCGACUACUGGGCAAGAUCAUCGAACAUGGCCACCCCGUCUACCUCACCUCUGCCCUCCCACACGCGCCCUGA